CUCCAACCGACAUUUUUUUCACUCCGCAUCAAUUGGAUCCCGCGCCUCAAACUACUUUAUCCUGAGCCGCUUUUCCUUGGACCUUAGACCCUUCAUGAUGUCGUUUGAUGCAGCUGCUUCACCCCUCAAUUCCUCCGAUCCUCAGGCUCGCCUCCUCAGCGCCUCAUGCCUCGACUUCCUUUUGAUAGAGCUGGUUCCUAUGGCUGAGCGCAUAGCACGAGAACUUUCAGAUGGUAAUCAACAACCAGAUGACGAAGAAGUUAAGGAAACAACCUUCUUUCGCCUUGAGUCUCUCGGUUACAGAGUCGGUCAGGGUCUUGCGGAAAGGUUUUCUCGAGAUCGUCCUCGAUUUACCGAUAAUCUCGAUGUAAUAAAAUUCUUGUGCAAGGAUCUAUGGACAAUUCUUUUCAGGAAGCAAAUUGAUAAUUUGAAGACAAACCAUCGAGGGGUUUAUGUCUUGAAUGAUAACUCUUUUCGACCAUUCGCAAGGAUGAGCAUGUCUGUUCGAAGUGAGGCCGUAUCGAUGGCGCAAGCGACCAUCCAACCUAAGCCCUGAACAAUGGAACACUGAAGUGCACGAGAAAUUAUUCGAUUUUUUAUCAGGGAGAGCAGAGCCACAGCAAUGCAUUGCCGCAGGACAAAUACUGGAAUAAUCCGACAGAGUGGCUCUACAACAUGGUUACGAGCCCGCCAACCCGCCAUAUUCUACCUUACGAAACGAGUGCACACAUGGACAGGGAUUUAUCUAUUAUUUUCUGCAUACGUAUCUCAUAAUGACCCGCGUCCACAGUCCCUAAUCGCAAUGUCACAUCGCCAUGUUUGCCUCAUUAAGAAAACUCAUUCAAAGCCUAUCUUUCGGGGAUACCAAUUGAUUAGCGAGG
This is a messenger RNA of Aspergillus wentii DTO 134E9, 881 nucleotides long. Its product is annotated as trafficking protein particle complex subunit. The coding region runs from base 95 to 556 and encodes 153 amino acids. Gene Ontology annotation, biological process: endoplasmic reticulum to Golgi vesicle-mediated transport; regulation of GTPase activity. Lineage: Eukaryota; Fungi; Ascomycota; Eurotiomycetes; Eurotiales; Aspergillaceae. The transcript has 4 exons. The record is from RefSeq and is a predicted model, not a curated record. Gene Ontology annotation, cellular component: TRAPP complex; cis-Golgi network; trans-Golgi network.